AUGUUGUCAAGAGUUGCACGUGGUCUUCUCAACACCUUACCAUCUGGGGUCUCUGCAGUUCGAAGUAGUUCCUCCUUCAAUUUUCUCGAUGCCUUUGACUUCAAUUCACAACUUACGGAUGAGGAACGAGAUCUCAUGUUCUCAACUCAUGAAUAUUGCCAAGAGAAAUUGCAGCCAAGAAUAAUUACUGCUUACCGUGAAGAGAAAUUCGAUCCCACUUUGAUACCUGAAAUGGGAAAAAUGGGACUUCUUGGAGCACCUUACCAAGGUUAUGGAUGCGCCGGAACUUCGACUGUUGGCUAUGGGCUUAUAGCACGUGAAGUUGAACGAGUAGAUUCAGGGUAUCGAUCGACGAUGAGCGUUCAGACCAGUCUAGUCAUUGGACCUAUUUAUAACUAUGGAACUGAAGAACAAAAGAAGAAAUAUAUUCCGGGUUUGGCUUGUGGAGAGCUCAUUGGUUGUUUCGGAUUGACUGAACCAAAUCAUGGUUCAAAUCCGGCUGGUAUGGAAACCAAAGCAAGGUGGGACGAGAAAACGAAGACGUAUCGUCUGACUGGCACGAAAACUUGGAUCAGUAAUAGCCCUGUGGCGGAUGUUUUUAUAGUCUGGGCCAGAAGUGAUAAGCAUAACAAUGAUGUCAAGGGAUUCAUCCUUGAAAAAGGAAUGGAUGGAUUGUCGGCUCCUAAAAUCGAGGGCAAACUCUCACUACGUGCUUCUAUCACUGGACAAAUUGCAAUGGACGAGGUUCCUGUUCCCGAAGCCAAUUUACUUCCAAAUGUGAAAGGCUUAAGUGGACCUUUUGGUUGCCUGAACAAUGCUCGUUUUGGCAUUGCAUUUGGUACAUUGGGUGCAGCAGAGGCAUGCUUCCACUAUGCACGGCAGUACGCUUUGGACAGACAACAAUUUGGGCGUCCGCUCGCUCAGACACAACUUAUACAGCUCAAAUUUGCUGACAUGUUGACUGAGAUCACCCUUGGAUUGCAGGGCUGUCUAAGAGUGGCUCGAUUGAAGGACGAAGGAAAAGCGACUCCCGAAAUGAUUUCUCUAAUCAAGCGAAAUUCAUGUGGGAAAUCAUUAGAAAUUGCACGAAAAGCUCGAGAUAUCCUUGGAGGAAAUGGAAUUGUCGAUGAGUAUCAUGUCAUGAGACAUAUGGUCAAUUUAGAGACAGUCAACACUUAUGAAGGUCAUUUUUCAUCCUAUUUUGUUAAUGUUCAGUAA
Haemonchus placei is the source of this 1218-nucleotide messenger RNA. The record is from the annotation of a GenBank genome assembly. Lineage: Eukaryota; Metazoa; Nematoda; Chromadorea; Rhabditida; Trichostrongylidae.